GGUGUCGUUCGAGUAGGGGCCGGCUGGCCGGCAGCGAGGAGUUUUGAACGUCAGACAAACUAAAUUAACCCGUUUACAGCGCUUUGGCAGCUGGUGCCCGGGAUAUAGUACGACAGCCCGAGGGCGAGUAUGGCGACCAACAGCAUAUCCUACAACGACCAGGGCCUGGGAAGAGAAUCGACCGAGUUGGGCCAAGAAGCCACGGCGGUGACUUCAGGAGGAGGGGCAGGAGCUGGGUUUCGGCUCUUCAGCGUAGACUACAAGAAGAAUGAAGAUCUUCAUCAAAUGCUGGACAGCAACAAGGAUUCACUUAAAUUGGAGGCGAUGAAGAGGAUUGUUGGGAUGAUUGCUAAAGGAAAAAAUGCUUCAGAGUUAUUUCCUGCUGUUGUGAAGAAUGUCGCUAGUAAAAACAUUGAGUUGAAGAAGCUGGUGUAUGUUUACCUUGUACGCUAUGCAGAAGAGCAGCAAGAUUUGGCCUUAUUAUCAAUCAGCACCUUUCAGCGUGCGCUGAAGGAUCCCAAUCAGUUGAUUCGGGCAAGUGCUUUACGAGUUCUUUCUAGUAUUAGAGUGUCAAUUAUUGUGCCAAUAAUGAUGCUGUCUAUUAAGGAAGCUGUCAAUGACCUAUCUCCAUAUGUUCGGAAAACUGCUGCCCAUGCAAUUCAGAAGCUUUACAGUCUAGACGCAGAGCAAAAAGAACCAUUGAUAGAGAUCAUAGAAAAGCUAUUGAAGGAUAAAAGUACGCUAGUAGCUGGAAGUGUUGUCAUGUCAUUUGAAGAGGUUUGCCCAGAACGAAUUGACCUGAUUCACAAGAAUUACCGCAAGCUGUGUAAUCUGUUGGUAGAUGUGGAGGAGUGGGGACAAGUCGUUAUAAUCAACAUGCUCACUCGCUAUGCACGAACACAGUUUCUAAGUCCAUGGAAAGAGGAGGAGAUGUUGAAUGAAAACAAUGAGAAAGCAUUCUAUGAUUCUGAUGAGGACCAAAAUAAAAAUGGUGUUGCUGCUAAAAAACCAUAUAUAAUGGACCCAGAUCAUCGACUGCUGCUCCGGAACACCAGGCCAUUACUACAGAGUAGGAAUGCUGCUGUGGUAAUGGGUGUUGCUCAGCUCUAUUGGCACCUUGCACCAAAGUCAGAAGUUAACCUUGUUGCCAAGUCGUUGGUUCGAUUGCUUCGAAGCCACAGGGAAGUGCAAUACAUUGUGUUGCAGAACAUUGCAACAAUGACUAUACGAAAUAAGGGGAUGUUUGAGCCAUAUCUGAAAAGCUUUUACAUUCGAUCCACUGAUCCAACACAGAUAAAAAUUUUGAAGCUUGAAAUUCUAACAAACCUGACCAGCGAAACCAACAUCUCUAUAGUGCUACGAGAAUUUCAGACCUAUGUGAAAAGUCAGGACAAGCAAUUUGCUGCAGCCACAAUUCAGGCAAUUGGAAGAUGUGCCACCAAUAUUUCUGAAGUUACAGAUACGUGUCUUAAUGGGUUGGUGUAUCUGCUGUCUAACAGAGAUGAAAAUGUUGUCGCAGAAAGUGUAGUUGUCAUUAAGAAACUACUCCAGACACAACCAUCCCAGCACAGUGAAAUCAUCAAACAUAUGGCCAAGCUUUUGGGGAAUAUUACAGUACCCAUGGCUCGAGCAAGCAUCCUUUGGCUGAUAGGUGAAUACUGUGAGCGUGUCCCAAAGAUUGCACCAGAUGUUCUGAGGAAAGUGGCAAAGAGCUUUACAACUGAAGAGGAGAUAGUGAAACUACAAAUUCUUAAUCUGGGAGCUAAACUCUGUUUAACAAAUCCUAAACAGACAAAAUUGCUUAUGCAGUACAUAUUAAAUGUAGCCAAGUAUGAUCAGAACUAUGACAUUAGAGAUCGUACAAGAUUUAUCAAGCAGCUGAUUGUUCCAAAUGAGAAGAGCGGUGCUUUAAGCAAGUAUGCCAAGAAAAUAUUCCUUGUUCAAAAGCCAGCACCAGUCCUCGAAUCUCCAUUUAAAGAUAGGGAUCGUUUCCAACUGAGCACGUUAUCACAUACACUUAAUACUAAAGCAAAUGGGUAUCUCGAGCUUCCAGAGUGGCCGGAGAGUGCUCCUGACCCUUCAGUCCGAAAUGUGGAAGUCAUUCAACCAGUUAAGCUGGCUACACCAGUAGGUAAAUUAAAAGGCAAGAAAGAUAACUUGGAUGGAAAGUUUUACUCUGAUUCUGAGGAGCAGGAAGACUCCAGCCAAAGUAGUGAAUCUAGUAGUGAGAGUGAAAGUGACAGCAAGAAUGAAGACAGCAGUUCGAGUUCAAGUGAAGAGUCAAGUGAUAGUGACUCGGAAAAAGAGGAACAGAAUGAAGAAAGUGAAUACAGUAACUCUGAAAAUAACAAGACCAAAACUAAAUCCAAAAAGCUGAAUUCUGCAACUUCCUCUGAGUCAGAGGAUAGUUCUUCUGAAGACAAUUCUGAAUCUGAGAAUGACUCCGACCCAGAAAACACGGUGACACAAAAGAAAGAAGAGAAAAAAGCAGUAUCGGUGGUCAAGGCUGCCAAACAGGAAAUUUCACUGUUGGAUUUGGUUGACUUUUCUGAUGUGUCAACACCAGUCACCCUCCCGAAACCAGUAAUGGCUUCAAGAUUAGCAGCUGAUUUAGAAGGAUUAUCGCUUUCCAGUACUGCUGUUGUCAUUGAUGUGGCCACUCCAGUGUUUGUUCCUCCAAAAUCAUACAUGCUACUUCAUCGGAUGUCUGGAAAAGGCCUUGGAGCGGAGUAUCACUUUUCCCGUCGGCAGUGUAUUUACAACUCAAAAAUGGUUUCUGUUCAGAUCAUAUUAACCAAUAACUCCGAUAAAGAAAUCAAGAACAUUCGAAUAGGAGAACAGAAGCUUGCAACAGGGAUGCGUAUACAUGAUUUCUAUGAAAUAGAGUGUCUUGAGCCUGGAACAUCAAAGACUGCUUCAAUGGGUAUUGACUUCUGUGAUUCUACACAGGCUGCCAACUUUGUACUAUGCACGUGCAAUGAUCAAUUCAGUGUCACUGUCCAACCUCCAGUGGGAGAGCUGCUUCUGCCAGUCACCACAUCUGAAAAGGAUUUCAAGAAAGAACAAGGAAAACUGACAGGAAUGAAUGAAAAUUCUACAGCAAUCACUGGGUCUCCACAGAAUUCCUCCAGCCAGGCAAUUGUGCAUAAGGUGGUAAACAUGGCUAAUGUUGGGGUUGUGCCUUCUGGCCAAGAUAAUAUACACAGCUCAGAACAGGGCUCGCGCACAUUCUGACUUCUCUUGCACCCA
Molecule: messenger RNA, 3249 nt
Organism: Chiloscyllium plagiosum (whitespotted bambooshark)
Lineage: Eukaryota; Metazoa; Chordata; Chondrichthyes; Orectolobiformes; Hemiscylliidae
Source: RefSeq, a predicted model, not a curated record